This is a messenger RNA of Ylistrum balloti, 1680 nucleotides long. RefSeq lists its product as uncharacterized. Gene Ontology annotation, biological process: carbohydrate biosynthetic process. Lineage: Eukaryota; Metazoa; Mollusca; Bivalvia; Pectinida; Pectinidae. Bases 1 to 1680 code for a protein of 559 amino acids. The transcript is spliced from 3 exons. Gene Ontology annotation, cellular component: membrane. The record is from RefSeq and is a predicted model, not a curated record. Gene Ontology annotation, molecular function: sulfotransferase activity.
AUGACCUUUACGCUAAACCACGCAUUGCAUAAGUUGUGUUCGGACUUUCUGGCAACCCAGAACACCAUCCCUUUUGAUUGGCCUCUUCAUAGUCCGCAGUGGUCUUUAAUCAAACACUUGCUGGGGACUUGGACCGUACCGUGCUUCUCUACUGGCUGGGACCUUACUGUUCUUCUCUGCUGGCUGGGACCUUACCGUGCUGGCUGGGACCUUACUGUACUUCUCUGCUGGUUGCGACGUUACUGUGCUGGUUGGGACCUUACUGUGCUUCUGUGCUGGCUGGGACCUUACUGUGUUUCUGUGCUGGCUGGAACCUUACUGUUUUUCUCUGCUGGCUGGGACCUUACUGUGCUGGCUGGGACCUUACUGUGCUUCUCUGCUGGCUGGGACCUUACUGUGCUUCUGUGCUGGCUGGUACCUUACUGUUCUUCUCUGCUGGCUGGGACCUUACUGUUCUUUUCUUCUGGCUGGGACAUUACUGUUUUUCUCUGCUGGCUGGUACCUUACUGUGCUUCUCUGCUGGCUGGGACCUUACCGUGCUUCUCUGCUGGCUGGGACCUUACUGUACUUCUCUGCUGGCUGACUUACUUCCAUGAACGGGUUGAUCAUCUCGUCAUACGUGAAGAUGCCAACAAGACAGAAGACAUUACUCCCCAGAUAUAUCAGGACCGACAAGCGUCAUUAUACAAGAAUUGUGAAAAUGUACCAAAAGUGAAAAGGAUAGGCAGUGGUGAACCCAAAUACUUCUUUGAUAGGACAAACAGCAUAGCAUUUUGCAAAGCACCAAAAUCAGGCAGUACCUUUGUAGGGACAAUAGUUGCCGCUCUUAUGCGGAAUGCAGAACUCGGUAACAUGUUCCACGUCAACAGAGAAUAUGUCCAUAGUAAAAACGCAGUUAAGUUUUCCAAUAUUUUAGAUAAGGAACUGAAUUCUGUCAAGACUGUACUUGUCACACGGAAUCCAUACUCCAGACUAUUUUCUGCUUUCAUUGACAAGUACUUCAUUUUAGCUCAAUGGGGAAGUAAUCUAGCACAACGAAAACGGAAAGGUCUUCUUAAAAUGAGAAACGGUUACUGUGGAUACAAUGUGACUUUUGACGAGCUUUUGGAUUCUAUUUCGAUGGGCGAAAUCAUUGAACGUCAUACUAUUCCGGUGUCAACCCUUUGUAUGCCGUGUACUUUGCAUUAUGACAUUGUCUGUAGACAGGAAACGUUGACUACUGAUAUAGAACACGUACUCAAUAUCAUCAACAUCACCGAAUCAAAACGAAGCGCCAUUAUUGACAUGAUACAUGGGAGGAGUUUAAAUGAUACCAUUUACAGCUGGAUUUCAUCACAGCUGAGUUACUUUGCCUAUUCGAAAAAAGAUUGUUCGGAUAUUGUGCUUUACAUGGAAAAACUUUGGUGGGCUUUACAAUUUCAAGGAUAUAUAAGUUUGUCUUGGUCAUUUCCGGCUGAUGAAUUCAAGAAACUGAACGAGUUGAAAGCAGAAAGCUUGACGAGUCUCAUAGUGAAAUUAAUCAACUCUGCACCACUUUCAAAAUCAGAAAUGAAGACCCAAAGACUACGCGUGUUGAGAGAAGCCUAUAGCCGUGUACAGCCUUCUACAAUAGCCAAGCUUCAGGCUGCGUUUGCCCAGGACUUCCAUCUCUUUGGUUAUGACACAUCUGUGCCUCUAUAG